CUUUGCACUUGCAUAUGUGUUUAGAGUACUGUAUUGCACUCGGGAGUAAAUUUCCUAGAGCCUUUACUUAUGAUCCUUUGCCCUUGCACACCCCUUGACUCUUCCCAAAUACUCACGGGGCACUGCUUGGUUUGCUAGGAAUGGUGAACCGCUGAAAGCAUAUCUGCCAGACCUCCUGGAGCACCUGGCUUCCAGGUGCUUGCCUGCUCACCUCGUUUUGGUACAGUGUUCCUUAUUGCAACCAGUCCUGUGCGCGUAUGCACUAGUUAGGCACAGUACCUGCUUAAUCUAUUCAGGUAUGCUUGGCGGCCAGUUCCCUACUAACGCAGACGGCGCGCAAAGCUGAAGUUCCGUCUGUGUUUCACUAACUACCAGCUUUACGUUGGCCUGUGGUUGUCAGUCGGAGACUGUCGCUUUGUCUAUAGCGAGUUGCUAACGUUCGCUGUGGCAUCCUUUCGUAAUUGGUCGCACCCUUACGCUGGUGAAAGGAGUGCGCCAGAGCAAGUCCACGCGCGUCCAUAAUUGUAUGAAGUUUGUUACCUAUUCCUACCAGACAUUAGUCCGUUUGGAGCCUGACCAGCCUGCCAUGCCUCCGCAUCCUUGUCCAGUCGGAGGAAGCACCGCCGUCUGAGCAACCAAGUUCUGCAUACCAGGAAUCGACCUCUCCACAUCGAUUGUUUGUGGGCUCUGUACCAAAAACUGCAGUCGAGGCCAAUUUGCGUGUUUACUUCGAACAGUGCGGUGUUGUCGGCGACCUCGCAAUUCUGCGAGACCGCUCCUCAGCCAAAUCCCGCGGCUGUGCGUUCGUCAGCUACUUAAAACAAGAGGACGCUGAGGAGGCGAUUCGGCGGUUUGACCGGCAACUGAUCCUCCCAGGAGCACAGGCCCCUUUAGAGGUUCGUUUCGCCAAGAAUCACUCGUACGUGCAAGCUGGCAGCGGCCCCUCAGACAACCGGCAGCUGUUCUUCUCCCGAGUGCCACUGAACUACAAGGAGGAGGACAUCCUACCGUUGUUCCUGGAGCACGGAGACGUCGAGGGCAUCAACGUAUUCAAGUGCCGCAAGUCGGGACGCAGCAAGGGCUGCGGAUUCAUAGAGAUGCAAACACGCGAGGCGGCUAUAAGUGCCAUGGAGCAGCUAGAUGAGCGGCAUGUAUUCGAUGCCACCGGCACCGCCAUCUCCGUGCGCUGGGCGGACCCCGACCUGCAGCAGCGCAAGAAGCUGGCCAUGGACGAUGCGAACUCGGACAACCGAAUGCUCUUCUUCGCCAAGGUGCUGCGCUCCACCACGGAGGACGACGUGCGGCGGCUCUUCUCGCGCUUCGGCAAGGUGCACGACGUCAACCUCUUCCGCGCCUUCCAGGGGGCUCCCACCACCAAGGGCUGCGGUCUAGUGACGAUGUCGGUCCACAGCGAGGCGGUGGCGGCCAUCAACGCGCUGGACGGGAAGUUCACCUGGGAGGGCAUGGACUGCCCCAUGGUGGUCAAGUGGAUGGACACGGCGCUGCAGCGGCGGCGGCGCGAGCAGCACCUCGCCGCCCUGCGCCAGCCGCUGCCCUCCGCCAGCAUAGGCGGCAUCCUGGGCGCCCAGCGCAAUGCCGCAGCAGAGCAGUUCACCUACCAGGCGGCGCUCAUGCCCUCCAUGCCCGGUCUGAUGCCGCUGGGUGCAAGUGCCGCUGCGGCCACCGCCGCCGCAGCAGCAGCCGGCCUCGCCACCGGAGGCGCCCCCAGCUACACCGUCAUGCAGCCCUCCGCGGCGGGCAUUGCUCCUGGGGCCGGAGCCGCGCUGGGCAUGGGCAUGAUGGGGGCCCCGAGCGCCGGCGCUGCUGCGGCUGGCGGAGGAGCGGGAGGUGCCGGUUUAACUGCGGCGUUGAACGAGGUGUUGGACCCGCCGCUCGAGACGCCCCCGCCGGGCUGCAAUCCGGAUGCCAUUAAGCUGUUUGUGGGUAACGUGCCCAAGAGCUGCACGGAGGAGCAGCUGCUGCCGCUGUUCCAGACCAUCGGAAAGGUGGUUGAGUUGGUUAUCGUGUACGACAAGAUCACCCACGAGUCCAAGGGCUCGGGCUUUGUUUGGUUCGAGACGCGUGCGGAUGCGGAGCGCGCCAUCAUCCAGUUCAACCUGCGCCACAUCUUCCCCGACCCCUCGGGCGCCCAGGACCGCCCACUGGUGGUGCGCCGGGCCAAGGCGCGCAACAGAGGGAUGGGGCCGCCGGGGCCCUUUGCAGCAGCGCUGGGACAUAUGACUCCAGGCAGCCUGGUGGCCUCGCCGUACUUUCCCCAUGCGUUGGGUUUCGGAGUGGGUAGCAUGGCCGCAGCGCCCACCUCAAUAGGCAUGGGCCACAUGGGCGGUGUGGUGGGUAUGGGCGGCGGGCUCUCCGUGGCCUCCCUGCAGGCUGGCAUGGAGGGGCUACAGCUGGUGGAUGGUUCCGGAGCCAUGGCCGCCGCAGCAGCAGCAGCUAGGGGUGGAGCAGGGGGAGGCUUGGCGACGGGCAUGGGCGUGGGUAUGGCUGGCGGUGGCAUGCCUCAUGUGGUGGCUGCGGGUCCGCAUGCCGCCGCAGCUCAUGCGGCGCUCAUGCAUCAGUCCAUGGGGGUGGUGGGUGCGGGCGCGGCGGGAUCGGAUCGAUCCAUGCAGGGCGUCAUUACCCUGGCGCCGGGGGGCGGGCAGCCGGCGGGUAUCUACCAUGCGUACGGCACAGACGACGCGGCUGCAGCUUCAGGCACGCCCGCAGCCACCGCCGCUGCUGCCGGCGGCAGCUACCCCAUGAUGCUGGCUGCCGCCGCCGCCACCGGCGGCAUGCCCGUCGGCGUCAGCGGCGGCGCCAUGGUGGGACAUGCGGGUGCUGCUGCUGCUGCUGCCGGCGGUGCAUGGGAUGCCGCUGCAGGGCUGCGGCAGCAGGCCGCUGUGACGCUGGCGCUCAACUCUGCUCAGCUUGCGGCGGUGAACCAGCACAUGUUCAGCGUGCAAACGGUGAGUGGAGCCACGCUUCAGCUGUCGCCGGGAGCCACUGGGCUGUUCCAUCUGGUCAUUUCCGGGGGGAAGGCGCAGGUGGAGGCGGCGAGGAACCUGCUGGGGUCGGUACUUGGCGAGGUGGUGUGUGCGACCCAGUAGGGAACAGUAGGGUAGAGGAAAGAGACGGGAGGAGUGGGCGAGAAGCUGGAGAGGAAACGGAUGAGGUGGGGCAUGAGAUACAUAAAUGUGGGUGGAGGAAAGGGGGGCGCAUGCUCGUGUGUGAAUUCCGUGGGGGUGUUUCUGUGAAGGUGCGUGAGGAGCAAACGUCGCCCUUCAUCCCGUCAUUGGGCGUUGAACGGCCCGUGAACGAGGCAGUAUGUUGGAAAAGCGAACCUUUCUAUUAUUGCAGCUCGAACUGUCCUUGUACGGUUCCGGUCGUGCUGCGAUAUACAUUUGUGGGGGGUUUGGCGUUUUGAUAUAAUAACAGCGGCGACUUUUAGAGAUGCAGACGCUAAUAGUAUGUACGGCAUGCAGGAGUGCCGCCCUUAGGUUAGUCUUAAAGGGCUCUUGCUGGCAUCUUUUCUUGCUAGCACCCGUAAUUUACUGAGCCAGGCUUGGGAGCCACGCCCUUUAGUGGCCCGCUUGGAGGUCUACGCGCGCGCAGCCUUGCCUAUAUUGCUGGUUUUAGGCAUAUCACAAUUUUCACAUGUUGCGGUCCUGCGCCUUCAAAUUAAUGCCCGUGUGGCUUAGGUUCCCGCUCUGUGAUCGUAGCUUUCUGGAGACUGUUGGUUUACCGCCUUGCCCUUAAAUUGUGGCCGCAUUCCCUGCCUGUAUUGCUGCACGCACGGCAACGUAUCUUGUGAGCAUAUCCUGAAUUGGAGGGCCGUGCCAUGUGCCAUGAGCCUUUUCAUCUUCUUUUGUCUUCAGCCCGUGUGGGGGGUGUCAAAUAGUAUCGCGUUGGCCGGACUGUGCAAUGAAGUUAGGGCGCACAUGUUUGGAUUGGACUGUUGGUUUCUGUCACGGCAUUGGCACAACGCUAGAGCAUGCGCAUGACCCUUUUCCUUGGCUGUGUAGCAAGUGGAAACGCUGGCGUGGGCCCCCGUUGUGGGUUGAAGAUCGCUGCUACUGCCGGCACUAUCCUGCCGUGUGUGCCCGUAUGGCUUUGAUUGGUUGCGGGUGGUGGUGUGCGUCGCGGGAACUCCUCGGCAGCCAGUUGCGAAUUCAGCGCGACCUUUGGGGCCCUCUUAGCACGGAACGGAACGGAGGAACACUUGGUUUGUUUGUACUGUGCCCCAGAGCGAUAAAAUGCAUGUCGUAAGAAGAGAAGCGCAUGUGCUACGAAUUGGAGACUUGGCGCUGAUUGGAAUAUUGGGUGUUUAAUAUUCUGCAUAUCUGCGGUGGUGGUGGGUGUCUCUGGUAGGCGAGGCGAGCAUAGAAUACUACAUUUUCGCGGGCGUGGAAAGAAUGCCAUGCUACUAACGUAUUACUUACGUAAUGACAGCGAGUUCAAGAUUCCAGGAGUAUUAGCUUGAUACUUGGAGGCGCUAGGAUUGGAGACCGUUGAGCUGGGGAGGCGUGAGGUUAUGCUUGAACCGGGCUUGGUGGGUCGAGUGGAUGGUAGUUGGCACAUGGCAGGGCUUUGCGGGCUCACCGACACCCCGUUGCUCCAGUUUUGGAAAUUCACCUUUUGUUGGGGGCAUUUACACUCUAUCCUCAUGGUGGUGGGUGUUACGCUGUUACCGGCAUGCUGAGGUAGCUAGGUUGCGGUUGAAGUGCUUCUCCAUGAGACCCUUUACAAUGGACGCACAAGGGAUGGGCGAGAUUUAUAGUGGGAAGUCUACAGCCCGUGGGGCCAUAGAAAGGUGAGGGCUUUCAGGAGCGGCGUUGUAUUGCGAAAGAAGGAGGGAGGGUGAGCUUGCAAGACCCUAUGAGGCGUUUCAGGCGCGCAAAUUUGAGUUGGCGCUGUGUUUUGAUUUUGGCGAAGCAGCGCACCGUUUUAAUGUCGCUUUGGCUUAGCCUGUGCUGCCACAUGCGCGUAUCACUUGCAUGGAUGUGAGGGAUCAGUACCAGCGGCCAGCCGCAAGCGCGUCGUACGGCGUUUUUUGGUUUCUUUGCGGGUGGUAUGUCGUACGUGUGUGUUAAAAUAACUGGCCGCGAGGCGGUGUGUGUCUGCGGGCCCAGUACACUCGGCCCUUGGUUUUCCAAGGUGUGUGUGGUAUGCUUGCCGUGCUGGGAGGUAUGCCGCAGUAUAGUGUAAGGAGUUACUCGUUAUUACAGGAAUAGGGAUGCCAAUGAAGGAUAUCCCCGCCUGCUCCGUACACUUACUCAUACCUCCAUGGUGAGGCCUCUGGUGUUCCUAUCCCCCAUCCUGCAAUGGGGAUUCCUCGGGGGUUCCUCCUACUCAGUGGCAGGGGCGGAAUGGCGCUUGGUAUUUGCGCUGCCAUAAGCGUGCGCCCCACGUCAUGCUGGAUUUGGGCCACCUGCCAGCGGCUGAAGGCUACCACGCCACCCUUUGCCUUUAUCCACCUGAAACUGACUGCUUAUUCCUUUGCUAUACACCUUAGCUCAACUAAGGUGUAUCAACCGCUUUCCCGUGGCAGCGACAUUCUGGGCGCCUAUUACUGCUGGACCCUCCCACAGUUUGCGGAUGUACUGCUCACUCUGUUGCGCAACGCUUACGCUGCCUACCGUGGCCAGCUGUAUCAGCAAACGCGGGGUGUUGCCAUGGGCGCCAACUUCGCCACGUACGUCGCCAACAUGGCCUUGUGUGCUCACGAGUACCGCUUCCUCCGCACCCUCUACUGCGCCGCCUUCCAGCCACAUGCCCUCCUUCCACCACUCCCCCUUCCACCCAGCCUCGCGCUGGAUAUCCUACUUGCCUUCCAACAGACAUACCGGUUCGCCGACGACCUCCUCAGCCUGGACAAUCCAUUCCUCCCCCACCUCCUCAGCGCCAACCAGCUCUUCCUUGGGCUGCUACCCGGCAUCUACCCCAUCUCCCUCACUCUUACCUCCUCCGGCGCCUCCUCCCACACCACUCCCUCCCUCCCCUACAUGAAUUUUGCCAUUACCGCCUCCGCCUCCACCCUCCCCGGGCCCCUUCUCUUCACCCUUGCUCCCUACGACAAGCGCGACGGCCCCAAGUUUCGCCACCUCCCUAUCGUCCGCUACACCCUCUUCACCAGCACCCUUCCCCACCACAGCAAACUUAACCUCGUCAUUAAUAUCCUUAUGACGCACGCUCGGUUCAGUUCCACCGCCUCCGCCUUCACCUCCGCCGCCCAAGAUGCUAUGCGCCACCUCCAUCUCCGCGGUUAUCCACGUCCUUUCCUUCUCCUCGCCCUCCGUCGGUUCUUCCGGCUACACCUUCACCUCCUCCCUCACCACCCCCGUUGGUCACAGCUGCAGCGUACGCUCCUACCUUCCUAACGCCUUGUUGUCUCUUCUGGUUGCUCUGUGGCAGCAGCAGCGGUCAUGACGGCAGAUACAGCAACAGCUCUGGGCUUACGGACGCUUUGGGCUUUCGGACCUGCGCCGUCGCUUUCGUGGGCCGUGGCGUCCAGUUCAGCGGCGGCAGGGUUUGCGGACCUUAGGCUAGCGGGUUGGCUGGUGGUUAUGCGGUCCACUGACGGUGGGUCGUGCCGUGGCAGUUUUAGGUUGCCCUUUGUCGCGGUACGGCCCGGGGCACGGUGUGGUUGCGUGGUCGCGUGUUUUUGGGUUUAGGUUGUUUUUUCUGCAGCCGGGCAGGCUGAGCAGGGUCGGGAUUUUUAGGUCGUCUCGGGCUUGGGAGAGGGGCGGGGUUUUGUUGUGGUCGUUGUGGUCGUUGGUCUUUGUUGUGGUGCUGUUUUUGUUUUCGGGGGGUUUUGGGGGGUUUGUUGCGGCCCUGCCGCUUUUGCUUUGCCCUGUGGCAUGUAAGCAUCUGGGGUG
Messenger RNA from Astrephomene gubernaculifera, 6875 nucleotides. The record is from the annotation of a GenBank genome assembly. Lineage: Eukaryota; Viridiplantae; Chlorophyta; Chlorophyceae; Chlamydomonadales; Astrephomenaceae.